Messenger RNA from Pseudonaja textilis, 1573 nucleotides. The record is from RefSeq and is a predicted model, not a curated record. Lineage: Eukaryota; Metazoa; Chordata; Lepidosauria; Squamata; Elapidae.
CGCCGGGAGGGAGUAUAAAGGCGGCUGGGAGAGCGCGAGGGGCCGCAGAAGAGAAAGCGGGAAUGCCGGAAAGAGCUGCCAUGCCUCUGCAUUGCCUCCUGUUGCUGCUGGCCUGCUGGGGCGCAGCCUCCGUGGCCGCCCAACCCCCUGCCUGCAAGAUGAGGAUCACGGACAAGGGCCUGGCGCUGGUGAAGCAGGAGGGGCUGCGCUUCGUGGAGCAGGAGCUGGAGAACAUCUCGAUCCCCGACCUGCAGGGCAAGCACAGCAAGUUCCACUACAACAUCAGCAACGUGAAGGUGACUCACCUGCAGCUGAACUUUUCCGAGCUCCACUUCCAGCCCGAGCAGUUCCUGGCCUUCCGCAUCAACAACGGCUCCAUCGGGGUGAGAUUCCGGCGGCAGCUGCUCUACUGGUUCUUCUAUGAUGUCGGCUCCAUCCAGACAUGGGCCGAAGGGGUCAACAUCCACACCCUGCUGGAGCUCUCCAGGGACGAAGGGGGGCGCCUGAAGAUCACCAACAUGAGCUGCAGCGCCUCCAUCGCCCACAUGCACGCCGGCUUCAGCGGCACCCUCCGAAAGGUCUAUGAAUUCGUGGCCAGACUGAUCACCAGGGGAGUACGCUACCUGCUCAGUCAACAGAUCUGCCCGGCUCUCAACCAUGCGGCGCUGGUGCUGCUGAACUCCCUGCUGGACACGGUGCCCAUGCGCAAUCCUGUGGACGAAUACGUGGGCAACGACUACUCCCUACUCAGUGACCCCCACGUCACUGCGGAGAGCAUAGACCUGGAUUUCAAGGGCAUGUUCUUCCCUCUGCGAAGCGAGAACGAGACGCUGCCCAACGUGGCCCCGGAGCCCCUGCUGAUGGAGACGGAGCGCAUGGUGUACCUGGGCCUCUCGGAGUACUUCUUCGACUCCGCCCUCUUCUCCUACUACCGGGCGGGGGCCCUGAGCAUGGAGUUCGUGGGGGACAAGGUGCCCAAAGAUUUGGAAGUUUUGCUGAGAGCCUCUUUCUUCGGAACCCUCCUCCUGUUGGACCCCGAUGUGGUGGAGGCGCCCCUGACCUUAAAGCUGCAGGUGACCAAAGCUCCUCACUGCACCAUCCGGCCCUCCGGCACUUACGUCUUCGUCUCCGCCCUGCUCAACAUCUUCUUGGCCCCCCCAGACCAGCCCCUAAUUCUGCUUUCCAGCCUGAUUAUGCUCCUCCCACUGCAAGCCCCCCUGAAGAGUCUGCUGCAAAUGACCAUCAUGCCCUUCAUCAACGAGAGGACCAAGAGAGGGGUCCAGAUCCCCCUCCCCGAAGGCAUGGACUUCACCCAGGAGGCCGUCAGGAGCCACCAGGGCUACCUCACCAUCGGGGCCGACCUGCGUUUCACCAAAGGGCUGCGAGAGGUCAUCGAGAAGCUCCAGGCGACCCCGGGCCAUUCUCUGGCCUCCACCGCUGCCUAGGGGCCCUGGAUCUCAUCCCCUACCUGCUCCCAACUUUACCUGCCUGCCCCAGUCAGGAGGAGCCCUCUGCCCGGCCGGACGUCAGGGUCCCCGUGAGGCUCUGGGACGGCUGAAUAAAGAGCUACGCU